Messenger RNA from Leptidea sinapis, 1841 nucleotides. It is a transcript of the gene U4-U6-60K, whose product is annotated as U4/U6 small nuclear ribonucleoprotein Prp4. Gene Ontology annotation, molecular function: U4 snRNA binding; protein binding; U6 snRNA binding. NCBI's taxonomy places the organism in Eukaryota, Metazoa, Arthropoda, Insecta, Lepidoptera, Pieridae. Gene Ontology annotation, cellular component: U4/U6 x U5 tri-snRNP complex. The record is from RefSeq and is a predicted model, not a curated record. The transcript has 14 exons. Gene Ontology annotation, biological process: mRNA splicing, via spliceosome. The coding region runs from base 217 to 1821 and encodes 534 amino acids.
UUUAUAAACCAGGUUUAUUUACAUUUUAUAGUUGUGUUUGUUUUGAUUUUUCAUGAAUAUCUACUAAAUUUAUGUACUACACACAAUUAUAGUUAACAACUGUCUUUUGUUAGCAUUGUUAUGUGUCAUAUGUAUUUAUACGUGAGAGAUAACAUGUAAAGAAGUUUUGUAUUUAAAUUACGGUAAUACUACUUGUAAGAUUAAUUUAACCUCAAAAUGUCUGAUGAUGAAGGUGUUGUUGUGAAAAAGCCGAAAACAAUCCACUAUGGAUCUCUGGAGGAGCAGGAAAAGGCCCGGCUGGCAGCUCUUGCGGCUGCUGCCAAGGAAGGAGCCGAAGAUUCGGAAUUUAAGGAACUGGGCGAUAUUCAAAUAUCAAAUGAAUACAUGGAGCUUGAAGAGGAAAUGUCUAGGGAUAAGAAAGCACUUCUAGAGGAAUUUGAACGAAGAAGAAAAGCGAGACAACUGAAUGUAUCUACAGAUGAUGAUGAGGUCCGCCGAAGCUUAAGACAGCUAGCUGAACCAGUCUGUCUGUUUGGAGAAGGUCCUGCCGAAAGGAGAGUCAGACUGAGGGAUUUGCUGAGCUAUCUUGGCGAGGAUGCUAUCAACAAGAAACUGGAGGAGGAAGAGGCACGCAUAGAGCGCGAUAGAGGACGAGAGGGCACCUGGUACCACGAGGGUCCGCCGUCACUGAGGGAUGCCAGACUGUGGCUGGCGAAGUACUCCCUCCCGAGGGCUAAGAAAAGACUAAUAGAAGCCCGCGAAGACUUGAAACAGCCUGGCAGUAUUCGAGCGGCGGCGAAACAGGAAGCGCAGAGGAAGGCCUCCGCCAUGUCGAUAUACUGCAGUCAGAUAGGCGACACACGUCCUAUAAGCUAUUGCAGAUUUAGCAGUGAUAGCCAGAUGCUUAUAACCUCCAGUUGGUCAGGUUUGAUUAAGGUAUGGUCGGUGCCGGACUGUGUACUGCUUCAGACCCUAAAGGGACACACUUGCAACGUCAGUGCUGCGGUGUUUCACCCCCGCGCGGCACUCCCCGGACACUUCAGUGAUAGAAUGGAAAAGAUGAAAUCGAAAGAAGCAGACGAAAUUGAAAAAAUGGAUUGCAUAGAAGACGGUGACAAAAGUUGUGCCAUGGCAUCCUGUUCCUAUGAUGGGACUGUGUAUCUGUGGAAUUUCGUGAGUGAGGAGCCGCUAGCAACCUUGGAGGGUCACUCGCCGUCGCGUGUCGCCAGGGUUGCCUUCCAUCCAUCAGGUCGAUUCCUGGGCGCAACCGUCUAUGACAACUCCUGGAGGCUCUGGGACUUGGAGACUGGUACGGAGGUGUUACAUCAGGAGGGUCAUGCCAAGCCUGUGUAUAGCAUCGCCUUCCAGGGAGAUGGCUCGCUGGCAGCCACCGGGGGUAUGGACGCUUUCGGUCGUGUGUGGGACUUAAGGACCGGCCGCUGUGUCAUGAUAAUGUCCGGACACUCUGCUGAGAUCCUCGCCCUGGACUGGGACCCCAGCGGACAUCGCGUCGCCAGCGCUUCCGCAGACCAUCAGGUGAAGAUUUGGGAUCUUCGUCGGCGGACUUCCCUGUACACCAUACCGAGUCAUACGCACCUAGUUAGUGACGUGCGCUACCAACAGAGUCGAGGCAAUUUCCUACUGACUGCUUCUUACGACAAGUCUGCCAAGCUUUGGUCAAAUCCAGCCUGGCAUCCGUUGAGGACUCUUUCGGGACAUGACAAUAAGGUUAUGAGCGCAGAUAUAUCUAUGGAUAACAAAUACAUCGCAACAUGCUCCUACGAUAGAACAUUCAAGUUAUGGGCUCCGGACUUAGCAUAGAGAAUAAACUAAUAAAUUUA